Messenger RNA from Acaulospora colombiana, 181 nucleotides. The record is from the annotation of a GenBank genome assembly. Lineage: Eukaryota; Fungi; Glomeromycota; Glomeromycetes; Diversisporales; Acaulosporaceae.
AUGUCACGAACGUCCAAAGUAAACGGCUCUGCUUAUGGUUAUUCCAGUAGCAGAGUUGGCUCAAUGUCAGGAGCCAGGAGGCCAAGCUUUGCUUCUACCCUUAGGUAUCGGAGAUAUACAAACAGUUCUCAACAACAAAGGCCCGAGACUCCUUCGUCCUUUGCUCAGAGGCUUCUUUUGG